ACCAUCUCUAGCAGUAGUUGUUGUGUGGUACGCGCGUCGGAACGAACGUCCGACGACGUCUCAAUUCUUGUCGAAAUUGUGUUAAGUGCCCCUUUAAUCAAAAGUUCGCUGACGCAUGAAAUGGAUGUGCUCGCCGGCGGCCAGAGGAACCAAAGCUGGAGCCAAGCGUGUUAGAAGCAUUUCAAGAGCGUAGACCGACGGCCACAUUUAGUGUAGACACAGAAUAUACGGCCACAGAAUGACACCAGCUCCGGGCGAACAUCUCAAGUUCAAGACGACACGCCACAAAAGCGGGCUUGUCCUGGCAAUAUGCAGUCUCAGCGUGUUUAUGUCCGGCUUUGCCCUGACCACGCUAAUAAGUCCAACUCACGCAGACGAGGGAAACGCCGAGGUGUGGCGCGUGGCCACCGCCCACGAGAAGCUCGGGCAGCUACAUUUCUCCACGGCUGAAUUUACCGAAUACAAAUCAAAGGCCAACUAUACCAAAGAGCCGAAAUACUCCACUAAAGCCAUGGAUCCCGUGUACAAUUUUACGCGCUACUUCUUUGGUUUUAUCCUGCCGGAUGAGGCCGCCAUUCCGCCAGGCUACGUGGUCGUCAAGGACGGCAAUUAUUUGGCCUUGGGCCCGAAGGUGGAGAACAAUGACUGGCGCGAUCUGCUGACUCAGUACUGGAUGGUGCUUAUCGCGGUUGUUAUCCUGGCUAUCCUGGCAGUCAUCAUGCCCAUUAUAGCCGUCUGCUAUUGCUGCUUCUGCUGCUGUCGACGCUGCAAAGAAGGAUGCCCGCCCUGCGACAGUCAGAAAGACGCUCGCAGGCGCUGCUGCUGCGGACUAUUGCUCCUGUUGCUCAUCAUUGGAAUUCUUUUUGGUGUCAUAAUUGCAUUUGCGACCAAUCGCUUGCUGGAUCGCGGCUUAGAGGAAACAACCACGACAAUGCGACGCGGCAGCCAAGACACCUGCACCUACCUAAAGGAUGUGUCGGACCACAUACAUCAUCUGCUCGUAAAUAACUAUGGCGAGAUGGACAAACAUCUAAGCGAUAUCUUAACAAAUGCUCAUACUCACAUAUUCCUGGACUUAAUGGAUGCUUCGGAGGCCAAUGCGGUAUAUGACUUGAAGCGCAUAUUGGAGAACAUGGAAGAGGCACAAAAGCUGAUCAAGGAGGUGGAUAAAUUGGAAAAGGAUUUACGUUUCUAUGGCACACAGCUGCGCGACGGCGUUCGUGGCGUUAAGCGCGACGUUAACUAUGCUUGUGCUGUGCUGUGCGGCAAUCGGGAAUGCCUACACUUUUUGAAAAAGACAGAGAUCGAGUUCCUCGACAAUUCAAAGUGUCUACAAUUCGAUCAGCUGCCAGACACCACGUACUAUUCAAAGGCCAUCGAGUACAUCAUUGCGAAGAACAGUGGCAAAACAACCAAGGAAGUGAUCGAUCGUCUGCAAUAUGUGGGCAAGAGGAUUAAGGCUGGCAUAGAUCCCCUAAUACCACCGAUAAUCCGUGAUAUCCACAAUGGACAGGAACAGUUCCGCACACAGGCAAACAACAUACGCAGCAUGAUAGAUGCGGCCAUUAGCGACAUUCAUUUAAAUACUGUCAGAUCCACAAAGGCGUUCGAAGAUGUUUACGACAAAUAUGGAGCUGAUCGCAGCAUCAUCAAUGUCAUUGUCUGCUCUGUGUUAUUGAUCAUUCUCCUGUUUCUAAUUAUUGCGCUGAUCUGCGGCUGUUGUGGACGUCGUCGACGUGGCUAUCGCGAUGAUUGCUGCAGCAAGGGCACGGGAGCUUCCUGUCUCCUACUCGCCAUGUUGCUGAUAUUCUGCGUGUUCUCGAUUGUCGUGCUGGUAGGCCUUUUCUACUUUGUUGUGGGUCUGGCCACCUACCAGGGUGCAUGUGCGCCGCUGCGGGAUCAGGAAUCGAAUGCGCUAUUUCGCCAGCUGAAUUCAAUUAUUGAUCUUAAUCAAUAUUUGCCAAAGAGCGAGCUCAAGUCGGAGACACCGUUGCCGCCGCUGCGCAUCUCGAAUGCGAUUCGGGCGUGUCAAGCUGACCAGUCGAUCUUCAAGCUGCUGCAGGAAAAUGAUUUAUAUGAUAUUGACGAUCUAGUACGCUUCAAGGUCAUCAGCGAAACGCCUUCGGUGCCCAUAUCGCUGGCAAAUUUGGACAACUUCACCAUACUCACGGAGAAGGACAAGCGUGACCUGGCGGAGCUGCGUGGCAGUAAUCUUUCCAGCUAUCACAGCAAGGUCUUUACAGACGUCAUGUGCACUCAGUUGACGCCCGUUGAUUUGCCCACAAUGGCCAAUCAGCUGAAGGAGUUGCGAGCCAGUCUCUGGAGUCAGUGGGGCAUUUACGACUGGGCCCGAACCUCCCUAUACAACGAGGCCUACAACCUGCAGAGAUAUCACGAUGAGUUUGUAGAGAAGAUCAAGAGCAUUAUAAGCAAAAUGACGGAGAAGCUAUUGAAGAUUGAUGAACUUAUAUUAUAUAACGGCAAUGCAUUUGGUGAAUCCAUAAAGAAGCUGCACGAAUCAACGGAACGCUCAGAAGUAUUCCUGCGGGCUAAUGGCGAACAGUAUGUCAGUGGACUGCGCGCAAAUCUGACUAGUUACAUCAAGGAACAGGUCGUGCAAUAUAUCGAAAUGGUCGUGGACAAGUGCCACGGCAACGUGGGAAAAUGUGCACCACUUGCCCAGGUCUAUAAUCGCAGUGUGGACUUGAUAUGCCAUCGUCUGGUCGAUCCAAUGAAUGGUUUCUGGGUGGGCGUGCUGCUUUGUGGCGUGCUCUUCCUGCCCGUACUGUUUGUAGCCCAUCGUUUGCUGUGCUUAUACAAGAAGAUUGAUCCGUAUUCGGCGCCACCGGUUGCCAUUGUUGAGGGCGGCAGUGACUAUCUAUACGAUGCCUAUAGCGAGCGCGAGCGCGAGCACGUGCCACUGGCCAAUGUGCCAAAGAAGCGACGCAAGGCGUACGAUCGACGACGCGAACAGCAGGAAUACUAUGAGGAUGCAUCGCCAAGCGUGUCGCGUGUGGCACGUUCCGGAGCUGGCGGUGGUCCUGGCUGCGUUGUGGAUGCAGCUGCCGGCAGCAGCAAUAUGCGCUAUAACGAUGUGGCACCCACACACUGGGACCACGAGCCGCCGCGCUACCACAAUCCGCCCGUGGCGCCGCCAUCAUCCGAAUAUGAGCGACCUCCGCCGUACUAUUAUCCGGGUGCCUCCGACCAGGAUUAAGCAUUGGACGGCGUUCAAAAAGGACUUUGUUGGGCUGGCUUUAAGAGGAGAGAUAUGGCAAAUGACGUAUGAAUUUCAUUUUUGCAACAACAACAACCCAAUUUUUACUGAGACUGUAAUUUUAGUUGAAAGUUAGUUCUUUAUUUAGAGUUAUGUAAUUUGUAGCAUCACGUGUUGAAAUAUUUUUUAUUUUUAUUUUUUUUUUCAAUUUUUGGAACUGUAUCAGACGACGAUCUGCCAGCGCAAUUCGAGACAAUGAUAUAAGAGUAGGCGCGAUAUAGUAAAGAUUAGUUAUAAACAAAAGUAAAUCACAAUACUCCAUAAACAAACACAAACACAUAUAUAAUUAUAUGUAUAUUGUUUAAACACAUUGAAAAUGUUGCCAAAAGAAUAGCAUGAAAAGAGUUGAAGAGGAGGAAUAGCAAGCGAUGCGAUUGGGUUGAAAUCUAUAUGAAUAUGCACAGCUAAAGCAUUUAAUAAGUUAAUGUUCAAAACAACAACAACAAAACAAAACAAAAACAGAAACAACAAAAAGACCACAAGGAAAUAUCCCAAAAGAACUCAAGAGAUAGAUCUCACAGCUCUCACGAACUUGAAUGUAACCCAUAAUAUUAUUGUGCACAGCAAUUGCAGGCAGCCCCACAAUAAUCAAAAAAAAA
This is a messenger RNA of Drosophila virilis, 3876 nucleotides long. RefSeq names its product prominin-like protein. Lineage: Eukaryota; Metazoa; Arthropoda; Insecta; Diptera; Drosophilidae. Gene Ontology annotation, cellular component: membrane. The record is from RefSeq and is a predicted model, not a curated record.